CGCAGGCGCAAUGGCCGCCCGCCGUCCCGCGCAGGCGCAGUGGCCGCUCCCCUUCCCGGUCCCUCUCGCCGUCCCGCCGCGCUCCGGUGGCUCCUUUAAUGCGCGCGCAGCCGAGGGCCCCACCCAGAGGUCCCCCCCCGAGGAGCACCCACUGAGAGAGACCCCCGCGGUAGGGGCCUGCGCCGAGGAAGGGGUCCCGGUGGCCCUGCCAUGUCGUGGCAGCGGCAGUGGUGUUACCUGUGCGACCUGCCCAAAAUGCCAUGGGCCAUGGUGUGGGACUUCAGCGAGGCUGUUUGCCGUGGCUGCGUCAACUUUGAAGGCACCGACCGUAUCGAACCGUUGUUGGAAGCUGCCCGUCGCCUCCGGCACAGCCAUGCUGAAAGCCAGCACCGCGAUGCCGCGCCAAUACCACGCUUGCCCGAGGGGCUAAACUGCCCCGAGGAAACGACAGCCAAGUGCCAUGGGCCAUCGUUGCUGGUGCCAUGCCGGCCGCACGGUGUCGAGCGUUUGGUGGAGUUGAGCAAAGCCAUGCGCGGUCGCGCCGAGGACUGUCUGGGAAAGCCGCUGGCAGUGCGGGAAUGCUUGGCUGCCCUCGCCGGCUGCGCUCCCUUCAACGUCCGCUUCCGUAAAGACCACACAUUGGUGGGACGAGUCUUCACCUUCGAUGCCGCGCCCCGGCCCAGCUUUGAGUUUGAGUUGAAGCUCUUCGCCGAAUACCCCUGCGGUUCCGGAAGCAUCUACGCCAGCAUGCUGGGCCUGGCAAAGCAGAUGUUCCAGGAUUGCCUCCAGGUGCCCGGCAAAGCCAUUUCCUCCGGCUACAAGUACCUGGAAUAUGAGAAGCGGCAGGGCAGUGGCGAUUGGCAUCUGCUGGGCGAACUCUUCACCGAAGCAGUCCGCUUCUUCCGCCACCCGCCAGCGCCCGAAGCCUUGCCGCAGCAGCACCCACCGCCCCCGAUGCUGCCGCCAUGUCGCUGUCGCAAAGCUUCACCGGAACUGGAUGAACCGCCACCACACCGGCAGCACCUGCCGGGUGAAACUUCACCCGAUGAACCACCCAGCAUUCGUCGCCUGGUGGAGGAUUCAACAUCACUGAUGUUGUGUUGUGGUUUGUGCCAGCAACGGUUGGAGGACACCCAUUUCGUGCAGUGCCCCUCGGUGCCGGCGCAUCGGUUCUGUUUCCCCUGCGCCCGUCGUGCCAUCCAGGCACGGGGUGCUGGCGGGGAGGUGCACUGUCCCAGCGGGGGCCGAUGUCCGCUGGCCGGAUCCAGCCUCCCCUGGGCCUUCAUGCAGGGCGAGAUUGCUGCCAUUUUGGCCGGGGACAUCUGUGUCAAGAGGGAGAGGGACCCCUGAGGGACCCAGGACCCCCCAAAGGGACCCAGGACCCCCCCAAGGGACCCCAAUCCCGCUGAGGGACCUGGGACCCCCCUGAGGGGGCCCCAACCCUGCUGAGGGACC
This is a messenger RNA of Harpia harpyja (harpy eagle), 1455 nucleotides long. RefSeq names its product interferon regulatory factor 2 binding protein 1 (gene IRF2BP1). Gene Ontology annotation, cellular component: nucleus. The record is from RefSeq and is a predicted model, not a curated record. Gene Ontology annotation, biological process: regulation of transcription by RNA polymerase II. The coding region runs from base 211 to 1350 and encodes 379 amino acids. Gene Ontology annotation, molecular function: transcription corepressor activity. The transcript is spliced from 2 exons. NCBI's taxonomy places the organism in Eukaryota, Metazoa, Chordata, Aves, Accipitriformes, Accipitridae.